GGAUUUCUCAAUCCAAAUAAUUAACUACAGAAUUAGGUGAAGAAGCAUUUUUUCUAAUUUCACAAUUCAGUUUCCACCAAGAUCUCAAUCAGCCACCCCAUAAUACCGUCACCUCUCAACCCAAUUACAACAACAAAAAUAUAUAACACAAAAGAAAAGUACAGGCAAUAUGGCUUCCUUUCAUCUUCAAUCUCUCCUCAAAGUAGUAUUCGCAGUAUCUUGCCUGCUUUUUGCCGCUGGUAUCGCCGGAGCCGAUAUUUGCGGCUCCCCCGGAGACGGUUACACCGAACAAGACCCGAAGUCGGUGUUGUCGGUGUAUCUGGGACGGUUUGCCGUAAAGCGACACAACUUCAUAAACAACACCAACCUGGAAUAUCAAAAUGUGGCGAAGCUCCUUUCGAAACCACUUCUAAACGGCGUCAUUUUCAAACACAUCAUCAACAUUCAAGCAAAAGAUGGCGGUCAAUCUCAUCAGUAUUACGCCUGUCUCGAGGAGUGGAAGCUAGAACUUGUAGUUGAGCUUCAAUCCUUCAGACAACUAUAA
This is a messenger RNA of Oldenlandia corymbosa var. corymbosa, 544 nucleotides long. The record is from the annotation of a GenBank genome assembly. Lineage: Eukaryota; Viridiplantae; Streptophyta; Magnoliopsida; Gentianales; Rubiaceae.